Messenger RNA from Notothenia coriiceps (black rockcod), 2325 nucleotides. It is a transcript of the gene sanbr, whose product is annotated as SANT and BTB domain regulator of CSR. Lineage: Eukaryota; Metazoa; Chordata; Actinopteri; Perciformes; Nototheniidae. The transcript has 14 exons. The annotation marks the transcript as partial. The record is from RefSeq and is a predicted model, not a curated record.
GCGAAAAACAGGACUAAUUUAACAUCGUUUAUUUGAGUAAAAUGUUUCUUGACUUUACUGCAAAGUUCAGAUUUAGACAGUGCAGCCGGUCGGUAACUUUUCCCUGUGCUACUGAGCUAGGGGCUUAAACAUUUACAAACGUCUGAUGGGAAGCUACAUAAAGUUACCUAGCUAGCCGAUAUGCUAGUUGCUUGAAGCCAAUGCUGCCUUCAUGAAGUAUUGGAAGUGAUGCUUUCAUGGGUGACACUGAGCUCAAAGGUAUUUUUGUUGAAGUCGGAAAUAGUAAUUUGGCAAAAUAUACUUUAAAAAAAAUGUUUUUCCUUUGACCGCAUAACUUUAAAUCACUUCUAUGAAAGUGAGCAUAACCAUUUAUAUGAAUAAAUACCGCAAAAUUGAUCAUAACAUUGCAAUAUAUGCUAUCACCAGGGGUGGUUUUUAGAGCAUAAUCUGUAAUAAAAAGAUGAACGAAAAUAUAUGCGACUGACUGUAUCACUGGAGUUUGUGACUAGGCAUUUACUAGGAGUACUUGAAGGCAGCAGGUCCCUCAAAGUGAGCUAGCAUUAGCAGCAGUAGCUGCAGUUAGCCGGUAGGAGAGCACUGCAGCAUCAGCAUCAUCCACACACCAUGACAUGAGACAGGCACCGACUCCUACUGCACUGUACGAGACAACGGGGAAGAAAAUCCCUCUCCAAGAUAAAGAUGAGACGCUUCUCCUCGGAUAACAACAACUUUCCUUAUGACAACAACGUCCUGGUUUUGGACAUGGUGCUGGGCUCUCUGUGGGGGGUGCCCCAGCCCAUAAACUGGGACAAUGUUGCCAAGCUGGUUCCAGGAUUCACUUCCAAGGAGUGUGCCUGUCGCUUUGAGGAGCUGAAGACCACCGGGGGGUUUCCUCACGUGGACAACCAGUGUAAUGCCCUGACAGAAGGAAGCACCUCCCCUUCAGACGGCCCCCCCACGCUGCUGGAGGCUGGGGAGGUGGUGGAGACAGGAAGCAGCCAGAGCAGCAGCAAAGUGACAGGCUCAAAAUCAGCGGCCACAGGAAGGGUUGGUGCCAUGGAGAAGAAAGAAAGACGAGUCUCAGCAGAGGAGGAAGACAAGCCUCAGAAACCACGAGACCCCAACAUGGUGAUCCAUGUGUGUGAUGAGACCAAGAACCUGAAACAGGACUUCACAUGCCCCAGAGAUCUUCUAGUCAAAGAGAUGCGUUACUUUGCUGAGUAUUUGUCUGUGGACGCCCAGAGGUGGGAGGAGGUGGACAUCUCGGUCCACUGUGACGUGCAGAUCUUCGACUGGCUCAUGAACUACGUCAGGAGGAACUCUGCGGGAGAGGGGAACCGGGACAAACCCCGCCUCGAGCCCAGCAAUGUGAUCUCAAUCCUGAUCUCCUCCGAGUUCUUGAAGAUGGAUACGUUAGUGGAGGAGUGCAUCCAGUACUGCCACAAACACAUGAGCUCCAUCGUGGCUACGCCCUGCAACAUGAACUGCAUCAACAGCAACCUGGCAACCCGCAUCGCAGAGCUCUUCAACCACAACGAGGCCGACGACAUCCGGGACAAAAAAGACAAGUUCAAAAGUAAAUUGUUUCAGAAGAAAAUUGAGCGUCUCUUCGAUCCCAACUGCCAGAACAGAGACUCCCCUGGAAACGCCUCGACCCUGUACCGGUGUGGUCUCUGCCUGAAGACGCUGACCAAAGACACAGAGAGGAACAUUUCUUGUGUUCCUGGGAAAAUCAACAUUGAUUCUCGAGGAGAGAUCAUCUAUUCACACACUAAACAGAAGAGCUGGGAUGUGCAUGAAUACAUCAGUGUCCUGUAUGAGGAGCUCAAGUCCUGGGUCCUGGUAUACUGGAGGAUCUGGGGAACCAUCAACUACCUGCCCUGCUCCCGGUGCCAACAGGUGUUUGUGUGUGCAGACCUGACCCAAUGCAAGUACCACCCGGACACUGUGCUGUACCCUGGGAUGGCCACUGAGAAAGGGUGGCAUGGUGCAGGAAUCUACCCCUGCUGCAACCAGAGGGUGCUCCGCUUCGACCCCUCGGGUAUGCCAAAGGGCUGUAAGAUGCGGGACCACAUCGUGAACGUCCCUGAUGAAGAGGACUGUGACGAGGCGACCUUCGCUCAGACCCGAGUCCUGAACGACCUGCUGCUGCACCGAGACGCCGUGUGUGUGUGCAGCACCCCCACUCCAGAGGGUCCUGAGGAGAGUCCCUCCGGUACAGAGAAGGUUCCGGACUGUGAUGUUCUGUUGGAGCCCACACUGCUGGGACGCCUGAAGGGGGAGGGCUGCACCUUUUCCCUUUUGAAAAACUGGAGUCUGCAACUG